AUGUCGAUGUCACCCUCGGCGCACCGCAAGCGCCGCCCUUCGGCCGCGACUGCCACCAACAAGCGCCGCCGCCGCGUGUCCUCCUCCUCCGCCGCCGCCGCCGCCGCCUCGGAAUCCUCCGAUGUCUCCUCCUGGGGGUCGCCGCUUCCCGCAGACCUGGUCUGCCUGAUCGGGUGGCGGGCGCUGGCCGGCGACCUGCGCGACUACGUGCGCCUCCGCGCCGUCUGCCGCGAAUGGCGCUCCGCCACCGUCUGCCCGCGCGGCCGCGGCCUCCACGACCCGCGCUUCCACCCGCGCCGCUGGAUGAUGCUCCCCGAGGGCCACGGCAUCCACCCCGGCCACCGCAAGCUGGGCGGGUACAUCCGCUUCAUCAACCUGUCCACCGGCGCCAUCGUCCGCGUCCGGCUCCCGCUUUUCAGCAGCCACUGCAUCCUCGACUCCGUCGACGGGAUCCUGCUGCUGCAGCGGGACGAGGACACCGUCAUCCGCCUCCUCCACCCCUUCACCGGCGACAUUGUGGACCUCCCUCCGCUCGCCACCCUUCUGACAGGGUUAACACCCAUCCAGAUGAAGAUGUUCAGCUGGAACGUUCUGAGGACCGUCGGUGCUACCGCAUUCACAGUGAGCGCAGAUGGAGUCGUCACCGCCAUGAUUGGGCUCUUCAAAUUGGGACGGGUAGCCUGUGCCACCACCAUGGACCAGCAAUGGAGGCUCUCGACAUGGAGCAUAUCAAAUGGUUGGAGGCCGCUGUCGUUCCAAGGCAAGAUGUACACGUUGCACACUCCCACAAAUGGCAGCGAGCUUCAGAUCUUCCAAAUCGAGUUACCAGGGCCCGGGGAGAAGGAGGACUUUGAUAGAAUCUUGUGCUAUCUACCAGCACCUAAGUUGAUUGCCACAUGUCUGGCAGGCAAACCUCGGAGGCCUUUUUACUACCUCGCAGAAUGUGAUUCGGAGAUCCUGGUGAUCGGCCGUUGCCUUACAGAUUCACUGCACGUUGAGGUGUACAGACUAUCUGACAUCAUCCAAGACAGGAUUGUCCCGGUAACGAGCAUCGGAGGAAAUGCUCUCUUUAUUGAAGAAAGGGUCUUGAGUGUCAGCAGUAGAGUGCACCCCACCAUUGUAGGUGACUCUGUUGUACAUCUCCAUUGCAAAGAAUUUUAUCUUGGGCAUUACCAACUUGCCACUGGGACAUGGUUGCCAACAGCGGAUGGGUGUGCCAGAGGUGGUGUACCGAGCCCUUGUAGCCUCAUCUACCAUAUCUUCACCUGUUGCUGUCGACCGACUUGGAACAAAGGGGGGCUUCUUUAUCAGGGUAAUGUGCAACCUAGUUGGAGAGUGAAGAGAAAAUGGCGUGAGGGGGCCUAAAUGGUUCUCGUGUCACAGAAAAGGAGCGGAGACUAAACUAAAUUAUCUAUCACGUUUUCCUUUUGGCAGUGGCACUCUAUUUUCAAGGCAGUGUCAGACUUUUAAAUUAUCGUAAUCUUUUCGCUAAAUAAUUGUAAUCUUUAUGUUUAAAAAAUACAAGUUAAUGCAUCCUUUUUAUACUAUGAAAUUGUUCUAACGUGGUUCUGUACUUGUUUAUCUCCAA
Molecule: messenger RNA, 1588 nt
Organism: Aegilops tauschii subsp. strangulata
Lineage: Eukaryota; Viridiplantae; Streptophyta; Magnoliopsida; Poales; Poaceae
Source: RefSeq, a predicted model, not a curated record